This is a messenger RNA of Babesia sp. Xinjiang, 1605 nucleotides long. It is a transcript of the gene gtpbp3, whose product is annotated as putative tRNA modification GTPase. The record is from RefSeq and is a predicted model, not a curated record. Gene Ontology annotation, molecular function: GTPase activity; GTP binding; protein binding. Gene Ontology annotation, biological process: tRNA methylation; tRNA wobble uridine modification. The coding region runs from base 1 to 1605 and encodes 534 amino acids. NCBI's taxonomy places the organism in Eukaryota, Apicomplexa, Aconoidasida, Piroplasmida, Babesiidae. Gene Ontology annotation, cellular component: cytoplasm. The transcript has 7 exons.
AUGGUCUGGGCUAUCUACCUCCUCGUACUUGUCAACUAUGUUGCACAGGCAUGGAGGACGUCGUCACGUACAGUCCUCAUCCCUCAACGUACCGUGCGUAGACAAACAUACAUAAGUGCACUUGGAGAUGGGCAAACGGUAUACGGUUUAUCGUCAGGUAUUCCUGAUGGAGGAUGCGGGGUAGCUGUGACCAGAAUCUCUGGAAGGCAGAGCCUGAAGGUCCUGGAACUAUUAACUCAACAUAAGGGUGAAAGUCGGUCAGAAAAGCUCUUCAAAUGCCUCCCAAGGGUGGCGACGUUGCGUAAUUUGUAUGACGUAUCUCAUACCACACCCAUUGACAAAGUCAUCACAAUUUACUUUCCUGCUCCAAAUUCGUUCACAGGCGAGGAUGUUGUGGAAAUCCACACGCACGGUAGCAGAGCUAUAAUCGCACAACUAUUCGAAUCAAUGAGAGAGAUAUCGAAGACGUAUAAUCUCGAAUUGAGGCAAGCAGAACGCGGAGAAUUCACACGAAGAGCAUUCUACAAUGGCAAGAUGGACCUCACCCAAGCAGAAGCUGUCAGGGAUCUCAUAGCCUCCGAGACCACACUAGAGAUGGAAAAUGCAGCUCUCAAGAUUCACGGAGGGCUCUCACAAAUUUAUCGAACAUGGGCGGACAGACUUAAUACUUUGCUUGCGCAUUUGGAGGCGAAAAUAGAGUUCGAAGAACAAGCUUCCACAGACAUACCAACCACUGUCGAAGAGGUUGAUACCGUUGCGCAACAUCUCAGGCAAAUAGCGACAGAAAUCGAGAACAAAGUAAAUGACACUAGAGGUGAAUUACUCAGUAUGGGUGCCACUGUCGCAAUAGUAGGAGCACCUAAUGCGGGGAAAAGUUCACUGAUAAACGCGAUAUGCAACAGGAAAGUCGCCAUCGUGGCAGACAUGCCAGGUACCACAAGAGAUCUUGUUCAAGCAAGAUACGAUCUCAACGGAGUAAAAGUUACUUUCGUGGACACAGCGGGAAUAAGGUCAAUAGAAGCUAAUGCCAAAGACAAUUCACAAGACGGGGUGGAAAUGCAGGGAAUUGAAAUGGCUUUACAAUACAUAAACGACGCCAAAAUGGUCUUAUUUUUAUUCGACCACACAAAUGUAGAGCUUUCGGAACGCGCUUUGGACUUGACGCUAAAAAGGAUAGCUAAACACUCUCAGCUUUUCAUAUGUAUUUCUAAAGCGGAUCUAUUGAAUGAAGAACAGAUGUUGCUGUUCAUUCAGAAAUUACGAACACUCCAUCGUCAAAAAGCAAUUCAAGUAAUGGCUAUUUCAAGCCGCAAACCAGAAACUCUUGAUGCUAUGCUUCAUAUUGUACACCAUCAAUUUACCAAAGACUACCUAGAUGUUCGAAAACAACCAUUCAUUACGGAAGCGCGGCACCGGACACAUCUCAUGAAUGUUUUGAGGGAAAUUAGAUUUACUUUACAGGCUAUAGAAAGUGGCAGGCAUGAUCUAGAGAUUAUAGCGCAACAUCUAGUACAAGCAUUACCAGAAAUCUCUUAUAUUGUUGGCGACCAAACUAACGAACAGAUGCUGGAUGCCAUAUUCCGGACAUUCUGCGUAGGCAAAUAA